UGAGUUCAAAAUAAUUCCUGGUGGGCUACUAAGGGAGUUACUAUGUAAUGAUUUUUGUCCUUUGUGGGGGAUUUUCAAAGAGUUGCUAUUUAUUUUCAAAUGAUUUAUUUUCCCAUGAUUUGUACUUUCCCCUUUGUUGUUGUAGUUGAACAGUUAGUAAAAUUAAACCCAAAAGCUAAUAACUUGAGAGUUAUUAAGUGAUCUUGAUUGAAGUGGUGGUAUUCCUAAAUCCCAAUGAGAGGUUGGGAGCAUUAAUAUUCUGCAUGCAUAUUGAGUUUUAGAUCUAUGGAGGGUCACAAGAUUUUCCCCCUAAAUUUAUUAAUGUCGGUACCGUCCGAAACUUAUACUCCCGUCUUGUUUUUGAUACAUCAACAAUAGUGAAAUGCCGCCUAACACAAGAAGCAUAACAAAUGAAUACACAUAUAAAUGCAACCAUGAAACUUUUAAAAUUUUACUUUUGGAGAGUGUGAUAUUUUUGACAAAGAGAUUUGUGACACUUGGUACAGCUAGAAGAGUAUAACAGUUAUGUUUUUUUUUCCUUUGGAAUUAACGUCAAAGAACAUUAUGGAUUUAUAUCUUAGCAACACCAAUCAGUGUGAUUCCUCUUGUUCACAUGAUUUUUGUCGUCUCAUAUAAUAACGUAACAGUGAAACUUAUAAUUAUAGUUUUUUUUUUGAUAAAGGUCUUUGAAGUGCGAGAGGUUUACAAACUCACGGGAGAAUUGCAGAUUCCUGUCUCUGCCAAAAUAUCAAAGGUAACUGUCGUUUUGCUUACAAACAAGCUUAUUUAUUGUCCCUACACAACAGAAUCUGUUUUUCUUUCAAAUAUAACUUCAAAUUUUCUGGGGGGGUGUAGGUUUGUUGUCUCUCAAGUUAGUGGGUUUGGAUCUGUGGAAGAGUAUUGUGGUAAGUUGUUAGUAGUGAAGUUCAGCUAUAAGCUUUUACCACUUUGGUUCUGGUUGUUGAAUAUUUAAAAGAAAAGCUGUAUGACAAUUGAUACCUUCAAUUACAACACAAGAUGCAGAGGUCUACUGAGAACAAGCUCUGCAAGUAAGAAGAUGGAGGAAGAAGAGAAGGAAGGCCUGAGAACCGUGGAGUGUCUAAGAGGGAGACUACUUGCUGAGAGGCAAGUUUCAAGGUCUGCUAAAGAAGAAGCAGAGCUCAUUACCAAAAAGAUGGAGGAGCUGGAGGAACAUCUGAAAGAAGAGAUCAGAUUAAGGGAGAAAGCUGAGAAGCGACUAAAGUAUCUGAUGAGAAAGCUUGAAUCCAUAAAAGGGUCCCGCAGUUCUGAGAGUUCAUCUGAAGCUUCUUGUUUGUCAUCUGUUUCCACUUCAGCGUCCAAGGAAGAAGAAGGAGAAGAAGAAAAAGAAACCCAUGAAAAUGAAAAUGUGAAGGAGGAUAAAAGUGAUCAAGCAACUGAAAAUGUUGAUUCCGUGGAGAAAAAGCCAAGUUCAACGCUCAAAGAUGGGUCCUCUGGUGAAGCAAGUGUUGUUGAUUCAACCUCAAGUCAUGAAGGAGAAUCACAGGCUGGUGAAGACUUUUUAAACUGGUCAGAUACAGUUUAAGCGUUCAAGAAUCAAGAGAUACAUUUCUCAUCCCCUAAACAACCUUGAUUCAAAUUUCAGAACAGUUUCUCCCUGAAGCUACAGCUACUAAUAAUACUAUAUAGUAUAAUAUUUUGUGGAAUCUUGAUGGAUUAAGGCAUGAAACUGAAGAAGGUAGAGAGGAAAAAUGGAGAAAAAGAGAAAGGAAGGAGAAGGGGCAUGUGACCAUGAAGGGAUUAAUUGGGGUUUAGGGACACAUUUGAGUUGGGCAGUAGUAUUAAAUUCAAAGUGUUAGUAGAUAUAGUGAGGACGACACACGUCUGUCUCUUUCUUGUGUUUUAUUUUUGUUAUCAAAGAAUGAAAGUGACGUGUCUUGGAAACUAGUCAUGUUACCGCAUAAAUUAUACCAUUCAUUACAAUUCAGAGAUUGGCUUGUGUUCUUUUUUUUUUUUUUUUUUUUCUUUUUUCAUUUCUACUGAACUAGUCGUCUAA
Brassica rapa (field mustard) is the source of this 2035-nucleotide messenger RNA. RefSeq names its product myosin-1B-like. Lineage: Eukaryota; Viridiplantae; Streptophyta; Magnoliopsida; Brassicales; Brassicaceae. The record is from RefSeq and is a predicted model, not a curated record.